Messenger RNA from Lathyrus sativus (Indian pea), 663 nucleotides. Lineage: Eukaryota; Viridiplantae; Streptophyta; Magnoliopsida; Fabales; Fabaceae. The record is from the annotation of a GenBank genome assembly.
AUGAACCUAAAUUUACAAACAAACCCACCAAUCCAAACCAGAAUUCAUCAUCUUCCUCUUUCACCAAACAUUCCAAUUCCCCUUCAAAACAACAGAUUCAAAUGCAUUACUGCAAAAGCCACCAACGAAUCAGUUCCAUUGCCAACCAUGUCCGAAAUUCUAGAAUCAUCAAAAUCACAAAACCUCGACCUUCACCUCCAAACCCUAGGACCCUUUUUCAGAAUCACAGCAAAGAGUUUGAUAACAGAUAGAGAGCUUGGAAAAGCUGAGGGGUUGAUAAGAAUUUGGUUUGGAAAAGGUAAUAUUCUUCACUUGGACUCUAUUAAACUCCAAAGAGAAACACUUGGUAUGGAAAAAUCAAUCUUUGGACUUGGUUUGUAUAUUGGAGCUGUUGCUAUUCGACAUGGAUAUGACUCUGGUUGCAAAACUGCUCAAUUACUUGCUAUCAAUGAUUCUGAUCUUUACCAUUCUAAGCUGAUUAGGUUCUACACAAGACUUGGGUUUAAUCCUGUUUAUGAAGUGACUGGCUCAUCUAUUGGGGAUCUAACACACAUGCUUGUUUGGGGAGGAGUUGGUACUCGCAUGGAUGCUAGUGUUGAAGAACUUAUGAUAAAAUGGUGUAAAAGAUUUAAAAAGACAAGUGUACGUGAAAUACAAAACUAG